This is a messenger RNA of Lytechinus pictus (painted urchin), 3212 nucleotides long. Its product is annotated as RNA-binding region-containing protein 3-like. Gene Ontology annotation, biological process: mRNA splicing, via spliceosome. Lineage: Eukaryota; Metazoa; Echinodermata; Echinoidea; Temnopleuroida; Toxopneustidae. Gene Ontology annotation, cellular component: U12-type spliceosomal complex. Gene Ontology annotation, molecular function: pre-mRNA intronic binding; U12 snRNA binding. The record is from RefSeq and is a predicted model, not a curated record. The transcript has 10 exons. The coding region runs from base 79 to 1377 and encodes 432 amino acids.
UUGGGUCGCCUUCAUCAGUUGAAUGUAUUGGGUCAUGCCUUGACAGUGGAAUUUGCCAAAACUAGGAGGCAGGUUGCCAUGGGAACACCAAGCAUUUCGGAUAAAUACCAACCGACUGUCGCAAGUAAUGAAGAGAAGGAGAAGAAGGAUGGAAAGUCCAAACCUUUCAGAAUUGAAGAUAUGCAUCAAAAGAGUAUGAUGAAGGCAAAUGGUCUGGCUCCAGAUUUCGGGCUUUCCCAUCCUAUAAACCCUAAACUGAAGUACCACUAUCCACCACCUACCGUCAGUAUUCUAAGUAACAUCGUCAAUGCUUUGGCCUCGGUUCCAAAGUUCUACGUCCAGACGUUACAUCUAAUGAAUAAGAUGAAUCUGCCAGCUCCAUUUGGUCCUCUUACUCCAGCUCCUCCACUGGAAGAUGAUCAGAUAGUUGCCCCUCCAGAGCCUGUUGAUAACACCCCUGCUGAAAUGGAAGUAUCCAGUUCUAGUGAAGGGUCAGAGUUUGAGAGCGAUGAAGAGAGUAGAGAGUUAGCCAAGAAAAUGAAUCGCCAGCUUGGUCACACAGCUGUCAAACGACCUUCCAAGAAGAAGCCAGCGGCCCAACGGAAGCGACCUCGUCUCCAGGACAUGAUCACCACCGCUGCUGCAGCCAGGCCAACUGACCCGACCCCAGGGGUCAGUGGGGUCACCAGGACGGAGGUGUUUGACCCAACCCAGGCACCUAAGAAACCAGAGAUUAGGCUCGCUGAAAGCAUCACAAGUGCUGUGGAGAGACAGAUCCAACAAGGACAAACAGGCACCGUUGAGGACUCGCCCAUUCCGACUGAUACCACUAGUACUCAAGAGAUAGGAGGCUUUGGGACAUUCCAACCCCCGCUGAAGGCAUCAGAUGCUGGAGAGGAAGAAGAAGAUGAAGAGGAGGAGGAAGAAGAUGAUGGACCAGAGUCAGCGGAGUUCAUCACCAGAGAGCAACUCAAGAAGAAGCUUUCUAAAGACGAAAUGAAACAUAUAUCUGUCUUCAAGAACUACUCGUCGGGCGAACCAACCACCAGACUGUACAUCAAGAACCUAGCCAAGCAAAUAGAAGAAAAGGAUUUGAAAUUCAUUUAUGGAAGAUACAUUGACUGGACUUCACCAUUAGACAAAGACAUGUUCAACAUCCAACUGAUGAAGCAAGGUCGUAUGAAAGGUCAAGCAUUUGUUGGUCUGCCCAGCGAGCUUGCUGCCCAACGGGCUCUCAGAGAUACCAACGGUCUGCUGGUCAAUGAUAAACCUAUCGUCGUUAGUUUUGCACGAUCUGCCAAACCCAAGGAGAAAGAAGACCCUAAAAAGAAGAAGAAAGAAGCUGCCAAGAAACCCAGAGAUGCAAGGCGGAUAUGAAAAAUGUUGCUACUUUGUCGAUCAGACUCAAGGAUAUCACCACGGUUUCAAGGAGUGAAGAAGAAGACAUAGAUAACAUGCUGAUAGAAUAUCAGGACAAACAGAGGAAGAUCUAGACGAUUCUGACCUCAGCGUGUUGUAUAGGGGUCAUAACUGAUGGGAUUCCUAAGAACAGUAUCAGCAUUUUCAAUGGGUUAUGCAAUAAGCCAGGUGCAUUGCAAUGACUGUGCAGAAGCCAUCUUAUGCAUACCUGAAAACCCAUCAGUUAGAAAUUACCAUAGAAAGUGGCACCCAAAUGAAAUUGGUCUAUAGAUCAUACAGAAGGAUAGAUAAAGCUUUUAAGAAACUCAUAAAUCAGGAAUUGGAAAAGGUUCUUGGUACAUGUACAGAAAUGUUACAUAUUUUUCAGGGAGUAGAAAGAAUAUUGUUAGAAUUUCAGAGGUACAUGACAGACCAGACUCAGUCUUUAACACCCUGAAGAUUGCUUGCCUGGUAGAGAUGAGCCGCUCAGAGAUGAAAAGUGAGAAACACCAGUACCAAAGAAGCAAACCGAUAACGAAUGUCUUUGAUUGCUUGCAUUGAUUGCUUACAUUGAUAACAAAUGUCUUUGAAGAUAAAUCUUGGGACAGAGCUCUUGGUUACACAGUUAGAAAGAGAAUUAAAUGCCUAUGAGAAACCAUGAAGAAGUUUGUAAUUCCCAUUUAGAGAACCUCCAAAGAUCUUGAGUCUUUCAACCCCACAGCCAGACCAUGUACCCUCCACAGGACAUGAUUUGUGUAGUGACCCGAGAGGAAGAAGAAGAUGGGUUGGUUAGAGAUGAGGAGCAAUAUAUGAAGACUGAAAAGAGCAAACAAGGGCCCUGUUACAUAAAAUAUAAUGAUUGAUUGUAGAGCUGAUUUUUACAAUUGAUCAUACAUAGUAAUCAGUGCAAUCAAUCACAGAAAUUAUGUGCAGAAAUCAAUCCCACAAUCAAGUGCUAAGCUUUGUAUUGCUAAGUAUGCUUUGGGCCCUUGAUUGUUUGUAGAAGUGGAAACCUCAGGGCAGAGUUAAAAUGAGGAGAGACCUAAUCCUAUGUCCACAAACCACUAUAGAAGUCAGUCAUUCUAGUAACCUACUAUACAAAUAGUGAAUGUUCAUGAGUGCAAUGGACAGAAUACUUCAUGAGGUGAAAGAUGAAAUGAUCCAUUCAAUGAGGCAUAGUCGAGUUGAAUAAAUCAUUCUUUUCAUCUUUCAAGUAUUCUGUCCAUUGCAUGAAUGAAAAAAAAAUUCAUUAUUUGUUUUAUAUGACACCUAAAAAUAGGUCAUGGUCAUUUGGCAUAAGUGCAUUCAGUGCAAACGUGGUCUGUUGAUUGUCACAUACAUACAAACACAUGCACUGUACACACAAGUUUUUUAUUGUGUGUACUGCUGGUGGUCUUGACGUGCUCGUGCAAUGGACAAAUCAUAUGGAUCCAAUUUUGCACAGAUAAAUGACGUCAUUGUUAAAUGGCCUGAAUGAUCAAUAUCGAAUGACAAGGAUCUAUAUAGGUGUCAUAUAAUUUUAAAUAUCUAAUAGGGAAUAUAAUACUUCUGGGGCCCGUUUCAGAAAGAGUUGCGAUCAAACGCAACUCAAAAAAUCUUGGGCAACUUGAUUUUCAGCCAAUGAAGCACCCGUAUUUGGUAAUUGCGCUUGAUAUUUUGACUUGUGAUUAAACAUAGUUUUUUUUUGCAAGAGGCCCCUGGAAGAGACUGCUUCAUAGUUUCGUUUAAUACUAUUCUUGGUGAAUGAACUUUGGUAUUUGCACAUUCAUGAAAUUUUCAUUAUUUUUAGUGAAAAUAAAACUACAUAAAUGCAA